UCGAGAACUGCCAUUAUAUACUUACUCAUAUGCACAAACCAUAGGUUUUCAAACGAUGUAUACUAGCGUCGAUGGAAUAAAUCGGAAUAAUGGGCGCACGGGAUGCUCGUCUCUGCUGCUCUCUCGCGCGCUCUAGGCUAGUCAAGUGGCGACAUCUGUAGACACCGAGCGUCGAGUCGAGAGCAGCAGCAGCAGCAGCGACGAUCGCGCCGCGCAAAUAGCAGCGCAAAGCAGCAAGAGAUACGCCCUUAUCGACCGGUUUUAUCAACCAAAUACUUUCCUCGUUACCACUGGUUACGUCGUAGGCCUGCUCGAUCGUUCUGCUGCUCUCUGGCCUCGUUGCGCGUCAGCACACCAUCGUGCAGGCGCCCACGUGUAUACGUACAUGUAAACACGCCCGCAUACAUGCAUACACCAACAACGGCAGCAGAGCCCGACUGCGAUAUAACGCAGGCCGUGUCCGUCGGCGAUCGGCAGGAGCACACGGCCGACGUCGCGAGAUCGUCCGCUGCUGGUGAGCACGGAGACGUCCACAGAUUUAGGAAAAACAAAGCUACGUCAUGUCGAUCAAGUCGAGCUUAAUCGACAAGGACUUUGGUAGCUGCGAGGAGCCGUCGACGCUGUCCACCGAUCCCAACGAGCGCAAGCUCGCCCGCAGAUUACGAAUACAGAGGCGCGUCGAGGCUUUGCAAAAAUUGGACGGCUAUGUCGACGACGUGAUCGAAGAGCACGAGGUGACGGACGAGACGCUCACCGAGAAGCAGAUCCAGGAGAGCGCCGAGCUUCUGGAAAAUCUCCUCGCCGAGGGAAAUGAAGUCAUCACUAAUGUGCGAGUGGCGAACGACGCGCGCGAGCUCGAGCGUCGCCGCGAGGCAGCCGAGAUCCAGGAGCAGCUCUUACAGCGCCUCGAGGCCAGCGCGAGCGAGUGCCGCGUCCUCUACGACGUGAUAAGCGAGCGAUGGCCGGCGAUACUGGCCUCGAACGAUCCGCUCGACAUCAACGGCGAGAUGGACUGGCAGCGCGACAAGUGCGAGGAGGUGCUGGCUAAGAAGGACGCCAUCAUACUCGAGCUGAAGGAGGCCCUGCGAAAGGCCGACGACAAGUACUUCGAGGACCAGCGCAGGCAGAAGGACGACAUCAGGCUGCUGAUCGAGCGCAUCGAGAACCAGAUCACGACCAUGGAGAACUCGUACGAUCGCGAGCUGGACCUCGUGACCAAGACGAUCAAGAGCGAGCGCGACGCCCUCGUGGCGAGCUUCGAGCGCAAGUGGGACGAGCUCUACAGGCAGGAGGAGGAGGAGGACGCCGAGGGCGAUCGCAAGCGCCGGGCCAUACUCGACGACUACGAGCGCGAGAUGGAGCGCCUGAUGCAGGAGCACGACGAGGAGUAUCGCGCCCAGAAGAUCGAGCUCGAGAAGGAGUGCCAGGAUCUGCAGCAGCAGCUCGAGCGCACCAAGGCCCUCUGCCUGCUCAACGCCGAGAAGCUCUCCUACAACUACACGGUGCUCAAGAGCCGCGAGGAGGAGAACAGCGUCGUGGCCAGUCUCCAGAAGCGCAAGAUCAACAAGCUCCAGGCCCUGCUGACCAAUCUCAAGAAGAACUACGCCGACUUCGAGGAGAGCACCAAGCUCGAGAUCGAGCGCCUCAGCUCGCAGAUACUCAGGGCGCACAAGAGCAUAGCCGAGCUCGAGGACAAGUCCGUGCACUUUACCCGGGUCAACGAGAAGCAGUACCUCGACAUCUGGGACAUGAACACCCACACGGCCAAUGAACUGCUCAAAAAGAUUCUCGCGGCCGAUCGAGACAUUUACGAGCGCACGCUGGGCAUACUUUGGGAGCCACCGGACAACUCGGUAUUGACCAAGGAGGAGCUGCCGUCUUAUCGAGCGGCCGUCAACUUCAUCGAGAAACAAAAACAAGAGGAGCGCGACAGGGUCAACAUCUUCGACUUUGACAAAGCCAAGAAGUCGCUGUCGGACAUGAAGCUCGAGCGGGAGGUGCUUAACAACAUCCUCAAGCAGAUAGCCAACUGCUCGGGCUACCUCAUCGAGGACAAGCUGCAGGAGCUCAUUGCCGACCGAUCGGAGCAGGAGAGAACCAUCAUACAGCUCGAGAAUGUCUUCCAAGCUCUGUCCAUCUCUUCGCCGGAAGAGAUAAAUCUGAUCCUCGAGUUCUUCCUGCCGUACACCUACUGUCCGAUCUGCGUGGCCAAGUGCGAGAACGCCAUCAGGGCCAAAUCGUCGAGCUCGAGCUCGGGCAAGUCGGUGUGCAGCUGCACGCCGGAACUCACCGGAGGAGUCCCGUCCGUCUGCGAGGCCGACGAGCACGUCAAGACCCUCGUCGAAACGGUCAAGGAGGAGAUCAAGAAGGCGGCCGAGGACGCCGAGAAGCAGAGCUCCACCAGUGCCUGUACCUGCGACUGCAGCGACUCGUCCACCGAGUCGGACAAAGAUGGCGCCGACAAACCCGAGGACGAGGAAAAUUGCAAGCGCCACGCCAAGAGCAAAUUCACCUGCGAGUUCGGCCACGUGUUGCAGAUACAGUCGGCCCACGUCACCAAGGCCAUGAAGGAGAUCAUAUCGAAACUGAGCAAUGCCGAGCAGAAAAAGUUGCUCACGUUCGAGGAGAGGCUGCGCGAGAAAAAGUACACGAUCUCGAGAAACAUAUCCGAGAAGGACGUCAAGGCUUUCUGGGCAAGUUAUCGAGAUCUGUUUGGCACGCAGAAGGAGAAGCUCUGGGACGCCAUACUGAUGGGCUUGACCAAGUAUCACGAGGUGCUGAAGGAGCGACACAAGCUCAGCGGCGAGGUCGAAGCUCUGAAGACCCAGAACGAGGAGCUUCAACGUUUGUUGAAGUCCUACAACGAUUGUCCAGAUGAAGAAAAGUCCGCUUUGACGGUUAAGCCAGCGAAAUAUUCCUCUCAUUUUUAGUAAUAAAGUUCA
Trichogramma pretiosum is the source of this 2942-nucleotide messenger RNA. Its product is annotated as dynein regulatory complex protein 1. Gene Ontology annotation, cellular component: axonemal dynein complex; axoneme. NCBI's taxonomy places the organism in Eukaryota, Metazoa, Arthropoda, Insecta, Hymenoptera, Trichogrammatidae. Gene Ontology annotation, biological process: cilium-dependent cell motility; axonemal dynein complex assembly; regulation of cilium movement. The transcript is spliced from 8 exons. The record is from RefSeq and is a predicted model, not a curated record. The coding region runs from base 561 to 2930 and encodes 789 amino acids.